This is a messenger RNA of Sphaeroforma arctica JP610, 1152 nucleotides long. RefSeq lists its product as hypothetical. Lineage: Eukaryota; Ichthyosporea; Ichthyophonida. The transcript has a single exon. The record is from RefSeq and is a predicted model, not a curated record. The coding region runs from base 82 to 1152 and encodes 356 amino acids.
CACGUACAGUAACAUCAUACAUCCACCCUACAGAACGAUCAGUACACGUACACAUUUUAUAUUCACUGCCGUUGGUAGACUAUGGCUGUUGGCAAUCCGGACUUGUCAAACAGCACCCGUAGUCAACCGUCUGAGAAGACUGUCCAUUUGUAUGUGUUCGGAGAUUCACUUAGUGACUCGGGCAAUGUUGCCGCACUUGUAGCGAACAUCUCCACAAGCUCAGUCUUCUGCAACGGUAGGUACGGCGAUGGACCUGUGUGGCACGACUACUUGGAACAUGUGCUCAACGGGACACAUCAUGGGCAUCUCUUCACAGGAUGCGAGCAUGUCGUGUCGAUUGGGAAGGGCAAGGAAGGUGAGAAUAAGGAGGCUUGUCAGAGCGGUGGAAGAGACAGCAAUCUCGAUAUCAAAAUUACUGUAAGUGGGGAGUAUGAUCUGUUGAAAGCUGAACGAUGUCAUGCAUUUGAUUGUGCGGGUGGUAGUAGAAGUGCAACAGCAACUCAGCCUGACGGCAUAGCUGAUUGUACCAUGUGUAGCCGUGCCAGUGCAACGAACAACGAAAACUGCGCUAGUGUUAAGCACAGGGACACCACAGUCACGCAUGAAUAUCAUAUAUCGAGCGAGAAUACCAGUACACCUCCAGCAGGCGGGAGAGUGUCGCCGAGACCUUCUGAACGAACCCGCCAUGCUCAUGCAGCGGAACUGCUCACAGGUCACACAUCAGACACCAGGAUUGAUGAGAGUGGUGUUAAUGAGGUUACUGCGUUUGCCGUUCACGAUAACGUGCUGAAUCGUUUUGGAAACAACCCCGGGGGUAACAAUGCCCGUUAUGAGCACCUGUCCGAUGUCGAGUGGGAGCACAUCAUCGAGGACGACAUUGAAUGCGAUGCAAUGCAAUACGGAACGGAAUACAGCACUGACACUAUCACACACGUUAGUGUUUACGAUGACAGUCUAGCUAAGCCAUCGCCGAGGGGAGAGAUGCUAAUCACGACACUGGCCAUAAAUGAGACAGAGUGCGCGUACACGGUGAAGGUACAUAACUAUGCACAUGGAGGAUCCACCACCUGCAACGAUGCGCAGCAAGGAUUUGCGACGUAUGUGAAUCCUGUCGCGAUGUGUGCGUGUUGUGUGUAUAUGUUGAUACCAUGA